UGCUAUUUCAACUUCAAAUCUCAUACCAAAUUCAACUUUUAUGUACUUGGAUUCUGGUAUUUCUUUUGAUAUAUCAAAAACAUUUAAUACUCAUUAUAUGUAUGGAGUUACAAAUAGUUUUUGCUCUAAUCAACAUUUGGUUGUGAACACUGCUUCAAGUGAAAUUCAAGAUAACAAAUCAAGUGAUUUAAAUAAUAAUCAAGAAAAUAUUAUACUAUUUAAUAUAUCUACUAUUCAAGACCCAAUG
Messenger RNA from Dentiscutata heterogama, 247 nucleotides. The record is from the annotation of a GenBank genome assembly. Lineage: Eukaryota; Fungi; Glomeromycota; Glomeromycetes; Diversisporales; Gigasporaceae.